AUGCCACUAACUCUGGAUAAAUUCGAUAUUGGAUUCCUCGAUGUGAACCAACUAGCUUCAACUUUUACAAAAUUCAAUUCAUUUCAGAACAAAAAUGCACAUCAACAGGAGCGUACCGUAAUUGCUCUACGUGCUCUUGAGUUAAUGGACACUUAUCAAGCAAUUCAUCCUUGUGGCCAUGAUAUGAUUAGUCAUCUAAAAUACUUUGGCGUUAAAUCAAAAUAUAGUGCGGUCUGGGCACGAGAAGUGGAACGUCAAAGCGAGGAAGUUUUGACAGUGGGUAAGGAUAAAAGUUCCAACAUUCAUAAGGAGUCCGUGGAUUCCAUGAAUCCUGAAGAAUGUCACGAAUUGUUUGAUUUCAUAAAAAAGUGUGUUAUUAUAUUAUUGAUUGAGAGAAAAUACUCAGAGGCCCAUUAUUUCUUGAAUAGCUAUGCUACGGUGGUUCAAUUCCUGACCCAGCCUAAAUCUGCGGAUGAAUUGAAGAAUAAUCGAUAUGUGGAGUAUUUAUUCUUGCAAUAUUCUGCUAAUGUAUUCCAAACAAUUUGGUUCCCAGUGGAUGAACAGACUGGCAAUAGUAGUUUAGAUAAGGUUAUAUCUUCAAGUUCAUUUAAACCUUUGGAGACUAUUUAUAAGAAAAUUUCAACAUAUUACUCUAAGAAUGAAGCCGUGUUUAGUACCAGACAGAAUGAAGGAAACUACGAUGAAUUGCAUUAUUACUGGAUGAUUAAAAUGUUGUAUAUGGCAAUGUUGUUUAAACAAUUCAAAUUUAUUGAAUUUUAUGAUGAAUUUUAUUCCUUGUUUUUGAAUUAUGAAAGCAAAAUACAAGUGUCUGGAUUAAAUCCAUUGCAAUUUCUUAUUAAGGGAGAUUCAAUUUUGAAAUCGAAUUUGUUGCUAAUGUUUGGUAUUGUUUCUAUAUUUUUAAAGCCAGCUUGUUCACUUUCAUUUAUGAACGAUGAUAUAAUUAUUGACUUGUUCAAUGAAAAUGAGUCAAGUUUGGAAUUUUUGUUUUAUAACCAAGUGUUAAUUCCAUUGUCAAGACGGGACUUAUUUACCGUUCAAACUACAUUGCAUGAUCAGUUGUUUCUUGAUAGAUUGUACGCCUAUUUGGAAAAUAGUUUGCCAACUGGAGCUGCAAGUAAAUAUUCCCCGACACACACAUUUAUUGAGUAUAUGUGGAAAAUCAUUGAUUUCAAGAAUUUUCUAGUUAUAAUGUCAGUAACUAAGCAAAUUACUCGAACAAGAGUAAUUGAAUUGUUGGGGUAUGAUUUAGCCGAUAGUGAGGUUGUCAAUCAAGUAUCUAAUAACUUGAUUGUGCUUAUUUCUGCGUUAGGAUUGGGCAACGGUGGAAUUCAAUAUUUGGCUUCUAGUGAAUUGUUUAUUCACACUAGUCCAAAUAAGACUGCAGAAUCCGUUGAAUUACAAGAAGAUAUUGAAGAAUUGAAUAAUGAAGUAAAGGGAAUGACAUUAUCAAGCAUGAUGACAUCAAUCUUGAUUGAAAAGUUCUUUAGUUAG
Molecule: messenger RNA, 1512 nt
Organism: Spathaspora passalidarum NRRL Y-27907
Lineage: Eukaryota; Fungi; Ascomycota; Pichiomycetes; Serinales; Debaryomycetaceae
Exons: 1
Coding region: 1-1512 (503 amino acids)
Source: RefSeq, a predicted model, not a curated record